This is a messenger RNA of Xyrauchen texanus (razorback sucker), 1840 nucleotides long. RefSeq lists its product as uncharacterized. The record is from RefSeq and is a predicted model, not a curated record. Gene Ontology annotation, cellular component: cytoplasm. NCBI's taxonomy places the organism in Eukaryota, Metazoa, Chordata, Actinopteri, Cypriniformes, Catostomidae. The coding region runs from base 175 to 1743 and encodes 522 amino acids. The transcript is spliced from 8 exons.
GCUCUGUGUGAGGAUGUUUUUGUUUCUUUCCUUCCCUCCCUCGCGCUGUCAUUCGUAGGUGAGCUAAGCGACUUACCCUUCGUAACACUCUUUUUUUUCCAAACCGUGUGGAACAACAUCUGAGGUGAAUGUCAGCAAAGUAUAUCAGUUUGUAACUGUCAGCACCCCUUCACAAUGUCCUCACUUUCUUCAAAAGGAUAUCAGAUGUGUGAGAGGCAAAGGACAGUUUUAAUCUUAAGCAACAUGACAGUCAAAUCACACUGCAUGCAUCAACGCACGCCAACAGGAUCUCUAUGGACCAGCGCAUACUGCGUAAGACAGUACAGCUCUAAAUUCCAACACAACUACCUCACAAGAACUCAUCCAAUGGACAACAGGAGGCCCAAAUCCCACAGGUUCCACUCUUGCCUGAUGUUUCGCUUUAAGGAUCGAGUGAGGAUGGACCAGAGGCAACCUAUAGGGGACAUCCAGGCAGAAAACACAGAGAGCAGACUAAGGGAACUGGCCCUUAAGUGGUUUACUGAGACACAGGCUCCUCUCAUUCUACAUAACGGGAAUUUUCCAGAAUGGUUCCAAGGAUUCAUAAACAGAAAGGAUGCAGAGGAGCAUUUAAAAGACAAGGAACUGGGCUGUUUCCUCAUUCGGCUCAGUGAUAAAGCCACUGGAUACAUUCUGUCAUAUAAAGGUCGUGAUCGAUGUCGGCACUUUGUCAUCAAUCAGAAUAAAGUGGGACGUUUCAUUGUGACUGGCGACACAGAGAUGCAUGAUACACUGACCAGCCUCAUUGAAUAUUACACAACAAACCCCAUUGAGCCUUUUGGGGAGUAUCUGACACUGUCAUGUUUUGAGUCUUCCACAAGUGACCUGUACGACGUGGUUCAUUUUGACCUGAGGGAAAAGCCAGGUGUGAGUGUGAAAUCUGUGAAGGAUAUUUGGGAACAUAAGUGUGAAAAAACCAAUGAGAUUCUGCUGCCUCCAGCCCUGCCGCCCAAAGGCAACAGAAACACACAGUCAGUACCUCCAGUGCCAAGAAAAGGACCUCCUGUAAAAUCUGCCUCCUUGGAAAUCAAACACAGCCCAGAAAGUGUGCUGUAUACUCAAGUAGCCCCACAUAGGCCCAAAGAAAGAGCCAGAACUCCCACUGAGGACAUUUCACUUACAGCUCUUAGGGUCAACCAGGGAGAACACCUCAAAGCCCUAAGACUACAGAAAAACCCUGACACAAACAAAAGAACUAUAUACUCCGAACUCAUAUUGCCAAACUGCAGAAGUCAGUCCUUGCCUUUCCUGGAUGACACUGAACAAGACAAACACUUCUACAGGAAAAGACAACCCCACCUGUCUUCUCACUUACAGAGGGUAAAGCUCAGUAAUCCACCAAUCAGCAGGUUGCCAGGUCUAAGCAACAGUCUGGACAAGCUAAGCAAUACAUCUCUCUAUACACUAGCUGGAACACCUGGCAACCAAAGCGUAGUAGGGCAGGGAAUGCCAAUGUUCAACAGGCAAGAGAAUGAUGCUAUGUAUGCUGAGGUGUCUCUUGAAGCCAUUCUUAAUCACUUCCACGUGGAUAACACAUACGAGCAGAUUCCAGAUGCAUGUCCUAUAGCCAGAGCCGAGGAGAAUUCAGCACUCACUAAUACAUAUGAGACGCUAACAGACCUAAAACCAAAGCAGAUCUUUUCUGCCAGGGGCAUUAAGACUGAGAAAUGGAAAUGGCUGUCCCCGGAAUACUGGAAAAAAUAACUCUUCAUCUUCUUCAUCAGCUGAUACAGAUGAAUGCCUUUACAGACAUGAAUCACAGUCAUCACAAAACUACACUAACAGUCAUAAACAUGUCCAA